CGGCUGCGCCUGCGCCGAGCCGAGCGCGCUCUGCGGCGCGGUCCGCGGUAGAGGCGGCGCGGACAGCAAGGGGGCGGCGGAUGGCUCUGCGGGGCCCGGCGGGCUUGGGGCCCGGCUCUCGAAAGCCGUUGGACGAGGCGGUGGCGGCUGCCGAGGGGCGCGAGGCGUCGGGCCUUGUGGCUCCGGGAGCCGCGCCGGAGGACGAUGAGGAGGACGAUGGCCGCGGCCGGGGCCUGCUGCGCUGGGACGGCUUUUCGGCCUGGCUGCACUGCGUGUGUGUGGUGGGCUUCGACCUGGAGUUGGGCCAGGCCGUGGAGGUAAUUUAUCCUCAACAUUCCAAACUUACUGACAAAGAAAAAACCAAUAUUUGCUAUUUGUCUUUUCCAGAUUCAAAUUCAGGUUGUCUUGGAGAUACCCAGUUUUGUUUUAGAUUUCGACAGUCUUCUGGGAGGAGGGUGUCACUGCAUUGUCUCCUGGAUCAAUUUGACAAAGAUUUACCAGUUUACUUAAAGAAGGAUCCUGCUUAUUUCUACGGAUAUGUGUAUUUCCGACAAGUUCGAGAUAAAACUCUAAAAAGAGGCUACUUUCAGAAGUCAUUGGUUUUGAUCAGCAAACUACCUUAUAUUCAUUUUUUUCACACUGUGCUCAAACAGAUAGCACCAGAGUACUUUGAAAAGAGUGAACCUUAUUUGGAAGCAGCUUGUAAUGAUGUUGAUCGAUGGCCUGCCCCAGUGCCAGGGAAAACAUUACAACUGCCUAUCAUGGGGGUGGUAAUGAAGGUACGGAUUCCCACAUGUCAUGACAAGCCUGGGACAACACAAAUAGUGCAGUUAACUCAGCAGGCAGACACACAUAUAUCUGUUAUUUUACCUACUGUUCAUGAGGUGGAUCUUUUCAGGUGUUUUUGCCCAGUUUUCCUUCAUAGUCAGAUGCUUUGGGAGCUGGUGCUAUUGGGGGAGCCCCUUGUGGUCAUGGCACCAUCACCAUCGGAAUCUUCUGAGACUGUACUGGCACUUGUUAAUUGUAUUUCUCCGUUAAAGUACUUCAGUGAUUUCCGACCUUAUUUCACCAUUCAUGAUAGUGAAUUCAAAGAAUAUACUACCCGUACUCAAGCUCCGCCUUCAGUCAUAUUAGGAGUAACCAAUCCUUUUUUUGCUAAAACACUCCAGCACUGGCCACACAUUAUUCGAAUAGGAGACCUUAAACCUGCAGGUGAAAUUCCUAAGCAGGUGAAAGUGAAAAAAUUGAAGAACCUAAAGACUCUGGAUUCUAAACCUGGAGUUUAUACCUCUUAUAAGCCAUAUCUAAAUAGAGAUGAAGAGAUCAUAAAACAAUUACAGAAGGGUGUACAACAGAAACGUCCUUCUGAGGCUCAAAGCGUUAUUCUCCGACGCUAUUUUUUGGAACUGACACAAAGUUUCAUCAUUCCAUUAGAAAGAUAUGUGGCAAGUUUGAUGCCUUUGCAGAAAAGUAUUUCUCCAUGGAAGAGUCCACCUCCGUUAAGACAGUUUCUUCCAGAAGAAUUUAUGAAAACACUUGAGAAAACGGGACCUCAGCUAACCUCUAGAAUAAAAGGCGAUUGGAUUGGACUUUACCGGCAUUUCCUAAAGUCUCCAAAUUUUGAUGGCUGGUUUAAGGCCCGGCGGAAGGAAAUGACCCAAAAGUUGGAGGCACUUCAUCUGGAAGCUCUUUGUGAAGAGGACUUACUUCUUUGGAUCCAGAAACAUACAGAAGUAGAAACAGUAGACCUUGUAUUGAAGCUGAAAAAUAAGCUGUUGCAGGCUGAUCGAGAGUGUUUACCUGUGAAACCUGACACUGUGGAAAAGUUACGGACACAUAUAGAUGCAAUUAUCUUAGCAUUGCCAGAAGAUCUGCAAGGCAUACUACUCAAAACGGGCAUGACAUGAUAUUUGCCAGGACUUUCCCAGCCAGAAAGGAUUGUGCACCAUGAAGCAUAAUGGCAUUUCAACCAGACGCACAAAGGCGGUCUCUCAGUGGCAGAAGAGUGGAAAAUAGCCGUGAAUGCUAGAUACAGGGUGGAAAGACUGUAUUGUAUAAACAGACCUUUUUAGUGCAUUAUUUUUAAAAAUGGAUAUAUGUUGUGGUUCCACUUUAAUACUGAAACACCGAAAGGCAUUUCUAUAUUUUUAAUCAUGUUCUAAAGUGCUCUUAUGAGAGACCUGUGGAGCCAUCAGUAUUAGUGAUUCCAUACUGCAGUGCAGGCAUUGCAGAUAUUUUUUUAAAUUGGUGCUGUUUUGCCCAAUCAUGUUAAAACUCAGGGGGAUAUAAAAAUAACAUUCACACUGGCUAUCUUCUUAAGAAGGAAAAGACUGAACUGUCCAACUGUAGUUAGAAAUAAUUGAUGCUUAUGUAGUGCCUUCUGUUGUCCUACAUGUUUCACAAAGUCCAGCUGCUAGUCUUAAAGCUUUUUAUUAGCUUGAUUAUGAUAUGGAGUUUUAUAAGGCAUUCUUUCAAGUGAUCAUUGCUUAAAAAUGCUUCUUGCUGUCCAUCGUGUUUAUUUGUAGGCAUGGUGGGGUUUUUUCAGUUGUCAUGUAGGUUUUCAUUUCACUAUUGUCUUUUUUUUUAAACGUGUAUAUUUAAUAUAUACAUAAGAGACACCCUAGGAAUGAGUAGUUCUUGACAUUUCAGUAUUUUUCUUUACCAUUUUGAAAAUGUAAUGUGUCAGUUUCUCCAAAGGCAAGAAGGCAUCUAGUAUUAAUUAUGGAAGAGUUUAUUUCUCUUACUCUUUACUAAUUGGGCCUGUUUAAAUUAAUUAGCUUGGGUGUUUUUCAUAGACAUUCUAAUUAUAACCUCAUAAUCAGCCAUUUUUCAACUGAACUAUUCUUAUUUCAAAAGUAUUCAUAAAUCUUAUGUGAUAGUUAUUUGAGUGAUUGUAAGGUUGAUUCCCAGCACCGUGUGUUUGGUAGUGUUUUUUCCCCCAGAUUAAUGUUUCUCAGAACCCUUUCCUUAUUGUUGUUUGACCUGGGAACUUUUGCCUGAAUCACUGCUGUAGCUAGUUUUUUGUUGUUCUUGUUUUUGUUUGUUUCUGUUUUAAACUAUACUACCUUGCCAAAAAUAGAAGGAUGUGAUUUGGUAGAUUAAGGUUGUUUGGUUUGUGUUUGAAUAAGAGUGUCCUGCACACACCACUAUUUAAAAUAGGCACACGUGACAUAGCACAUAUAUGUUAAUAGCUGUGUCUUAAAUUACCGUCUAAAUAACCAAAUUUAGUUGUAUGUAUUUAUAAAAGCAAUGGCUUCAGAAGCUAUCUCUUGUUCUUUAUUGAUAUAACUCUCAAGGGCAUUCCUGACCCAAGAAAGGCUCCUUGUGUUUGUAACUGGUCUGAUACCCAAGUGUGCCCUUUUCUCAUGGAUACAGUCUCUUGAAGCUUACCUCAAAGUCAUAGAGAGAAUAUGGCAUUUGAAAGAAAUCACUUGCCUUGGAUCAUAUGAGUUAUUUUGUGAAACAACAGUUGACCUUUCAGAAAAGGGCCAACUACUUUUAUAUGCUAAAGUAUUUCAUAAUUUUCUGGGAAACCGUAUUUAGGUAUAAAUGGUCAUCUUAUUAUUUUUCAAAAAGGUAUAUUUUAAUAAUAUUACAAUUUAUAUACAGUUUGUGACCAGAAUUUGAAAGUUGUGUCAUAUCAAGGAUCUUUUAAAUUAUACCACUAUAGGAUGUAUCAUUUCAAGUUUAUUUUGCACAGCUAAAGAAAGUAGCAAAAGAUGCCAAUUAGCAUGAUAACGGUGUCUUCAUAUUUACUUUAUUUAACUGAAACCUAACACAUGUUGAAAACCAUUUCAUACCUUAUCUGGUUUAUCUCCUAAUUUCAAAUUAUGUACUUGUAAAAAUAAUGUAAAGUUGUAUUGGGAACCUGAGAAAGACUGUCUGGUAACUUAAUUCUUUUGUGUGAUUUUCAGAUGUUUUAUAUUUUUUUUUCUUGAGAAGAUUUUGUUAAUAUCUAAACCCUGCCAUUUAAUGUUUUAUCUCCACCAGCAUCAGAAGGAAUCACUGCUUUAUGUGUGUUAUGUAAUGCCUAGUGCCUUCUAUUUACAGUGAGAAAGAGGCUUUGUGAAGGCAUUUAUGGUCAUUACCAAAAACUGAAUUAAAGGCCUUGGAUUUUAAAGCA
Messenger RNA from Lemur catta (Ring-tailed lemur), 4123 nucleotides. It is a transcript of the gene DENND6A, whose product is annotated as DENN domain containing 6A. Gene Ontology annotation, cellular component: recycling endosome. The record is from RefSeq and is a predicted model, not a curated record. Bases 81 to 1907 code for a protein of 608 amino acids. Gene Ontology annotation, molecular function: guanyl-nucleotide exchange factor activity. NCBI's taxonomy places the organism in Eukaryota, Metazoa, Chordata, Mammalia, Primates, Lemuridae. The transcript has 20 exons.